Cannabis sativa is the source of this 2472-nucleotide messenger RNA. RefSeq lists its product as uncharacterized. Lineage: Eukaryota; Viridiplantae; Streptophyta; Magnoliopsida; Rosales; Cannabaceae. The coding region runs from base 386 to 2197 and encodes 603 amino acids. The transcript has 12 exons. The record is from RefSeq and is a predicted model, not a curated record.
UUAAUGAAAUUAGUGAGUCAAAUACGACUCCAUACCUAUAUAUGAGGUUAGCGGUUGCCAACUACUUUGGAAUGAAUGCCCACUUUUAACACCGGCCCCUCAACCAAUAAACACUACAAAAUACAAAUCAAAGAAAGUGAUUUGCUUCCUUUGUGAGUGGUGAUUCUCCUCUGUGUCUGGAUUCUCUCCCUGUUAAUCGUUAUACCCAAGGAAAGAGGCAAAGCCCAUGUUCUAUAUCCGUCUAGGUGGUCAAACAUCAGGUGGUCUUGUCUCAAAUGUCUCCCUUUAAAGGGAGAUGAUAUCUGAGUCUAUAGAGAAUACUUUGCUUAAGUUUCCUUCAUAAAAGUUUUGGAGAACGGUUUGUAGCUUCCUGGGAGAUGCAAAAAUGGAUAAACGGCAUAAUAUCACUAAAUAUAGGGAGAGGCUAGAUAGAACACUAUCAUCUCCCAAGCUAACAGAUGCUGAGUCUCUUAAGAGCCUUGUAAAGAAUCAAAUCCUACAAUCUUCAGGGAAAGAAACCGAAGGAUGUAGUGAUGCGGUAAUAGAAAAGAGGACCGGUGAAGUGUCGAAUUUUCUUGACAUGUUAAGGAGUGUCUCUGAGGUUGGCACUGAGGGAUCAAAAACUCAUGACACAGCAUCUCAUCCAGAAUGGAAAUUAAAGCAGGACAAUGAAGAGUUUCGUGUUAUGUAUCGCGAAGGGCCACAAGGCUCUCCCUUUCAUUCAUUACUUGUAGAAGGCUAUGUAAAUGGACCUUUAGAUGUUUGCUUAUGUAUUUCAUGGGAGUCAGCACUUUACAGGAAAUGGUGGCCUCAAUCGACAAUCCCAACUUUCAAAAUCCUCUCUUGCAAUUGUUUGCAGAAGGUUCGGAUCGGUGAACAGAUAUCUUUAGUAAGGGUGAAGGUUUCGUGGCCACUAUCAACUAGAGAAGCUAUUGUACACUAUUUUUUAUUUGAGUACCUUGAAGAUGAUCUUCUAGUUGUGAUCCUAAACACGGUCUCUGAUUCGGGAAGCAUUGAUGCUAGCACUCAUGGUUUCUCCGAUGAGGCAAUUCCCAAAGCGAAGGAUGUGGUUAGGAUUGAUGUAGUGGGAGGCUUCGCUAUACAGAAGGUUACAUCCGAAAGAAGUUACUUUCGGACAAUAGCUAGUAUGGAUAUAAAGCUGGAUUUCGUCCCACCAUCUCUUAUUAAUUUUAUCUCAAGGCAGCUCAUUGGCAAUGGUUUCAGACUUUAUCAAAAGGCAGUGGCUUCGAUGUUUACAGGUGAUGACGAAUUCAACAAAGCCUUGAAGGAUCCACUGUACACUAGAAUACGUGAAACUCUUUGCUCCACUAAUAAAUUAAAUGGAUCUUUGAAAGAAGAAACUGUAGAUGUAGUAGUAGUCGAAGAAGAAGAACUCAAGAGCGAAGCAGCAGAUCUCUCUGAAGUAAAAGCCACGAGUAAUUUGGAUUACUCGAAGGUAAUAGAUCAAAACAGUAAUUGCAAUAGCCACAUAGUUGAAUUGCCUGAGCAAGUUGCUGGUAGUACAGCCUCUUGUGAGAUUGUGGAGAUCAAGAGCGAAGACAGCAAGAAUUUUGACAAUAAAAUAUUAGUUGAGCAAAUGACAGAAACAUCCCAUGUUAACCGCAAGCGAAAUAUUAUUAUUAGCUCAGAUGUGGAACAAGCUCUUGGAACAUUGGAGAAAGUUAUUUCUAUGGUUAAAGAAUACGGAUUUAAUACCAAAACCCCUUCUUGGUUCACCAGCGAAAGGUCUCCCGAAGAAAACAAUCCAGAUGAGGACUCAAAAUCUGAAGGAGAAGAUACAGGAGUGUGUUCAAAUGUUGCAGUUACUGCUGAGUCUGGAAAAGAAACCACCGAAAGGACAUCGUCCCAAGAGUCCGUUGGAAAUGGCCCUGCCAUUCAAAACUCCAGGCGAGGAGGAUCGAACUCAUUUUCAAAGGAGGUUGGCCAUAACAGAAUAGCACCGGCUUCCCCAGAGCAUAAAAUCUCAAUUCCUUGUGAUGAUACUUACACCACCAAUCAGGUUGUUCUUAGUUCUGCCAAAACCGAGCCACCAGUGAUACCGAUUAUGAACCAUAAUAUGGCUACAGAAAAUAAUAAGCAUCCUAGCAGCGAUACGAACGGCGUCUAUAAAAGCAGUCCGAACAAAGUAAAGAAGCGUAAGAAGCAAAGAAGUUCUAGGCUUUGUUGCAUUGGCUAGAGUCCUUAGGAGAUGAGGCAGAGUUGAACAAUAGAAAUCUGAUUUUGAAGUAUGGUGGUGUAGAUGAAGCCUGACAUGGCUAAUACAUGACACAAAAGAGUGAAUUUGUAACAUCUUAAUUUAUUUAUGAAAAUAAACUUUAUAAUAUAGAAAGUAUUGUUGGCAUACAGAUAAGUUUAAUGUUCUUAGAUUUGCAUGAAUUCUUGUUAAAAUAUGCUGUAAAGAGAUUAUUUUUUUAUCUUUUACAAUAAGAGAUAGCUGGGGAGAUUCGAAUU